AUGUCGACAAACAUGUCUGCGCUUAGUAUUUUAUUUUGGUGCAUUUUUUUAAGUGUCUACUUCUCAUUAGUACAGAGCAAAGGAUUAAUGCUUUUAUAUCGUCCUAAGGACAUCAGUAAUGACUGCAUUUUGUCUCAUCAUCUUAGAUACGACAUAUCUUUUGGCAUGGGGAUGGCAGAUACUAUCACCUUGGUACUAAGAACACAAAGCCAGUUGGACUACCAGUGUGUGAUUGAAAUAGUGACCGACAUUCACAUUCAUCUGUUAGUGGUGAUUCGAUUCCCCAAUGAUAUUGGGAGUAACUGCCAAAUAAAUCAUAAUGUUUUAACUAUCUUCAAUAGGAAUGUUUGCCAAACUAUCUGCGAAGUUAUCGGAAAUAGAGAAAUUUUUACACCCUACUUUAUAAUGUCUACCACACGACAGAUUAAACUUCAUUUUAUGAGCAAUAGCAGCAUCAAUUCUGAAUUAAAUGCCACUCAGUAUCAGAUAACAGCCACUGCUGCUCGCUUGAGACCUCUGAAGGGCUGUAGCAAAGACAACGAGACUUUGUGUACAACGCUAGAGGAUGAGUUCUGCUUCACCAGCGGCGUGGUGUGUGAUGGCAUCAAAAAUUGUGGCGUACCAGAUUGGUUUGAUGAACGAAAGUCGGAGUGUGGUAUGCCCGAGGAGAGGCUCUCCUACGCGCCUGUGGUUGCUGUGGUCGCUGCAGUGCUCUGUGCACUGAUGGUAGUCGGUCAUUUUAUGUCGCGAUGUCUACCACCCCUCACCAAUACAUUCUUCAUAUUCAACACUAAUGAAGACAAUAGACUUUGUAUAGACCCAGUUUUAAUCCCACCAGAUGAAGGUCCCGCGGAAGAGAUUGUUAUUAAGAGAUCUUCCCUCAUACCGGUACCAAGUUCGAGCAGUUCUGAAGUUGAAAUAGGUAAAAAAGAAUUGCUGGUCACAAUUUCUGAAGAUGCCAAAAUAUCGAGCAAGAAUUCUUCGCCUAAUGAUCCAGGUACCACGCAAUGUCACAUCCCUAGAUCAACUGUCGCUUCGGUUUGGCCGAUCCGCCCGCAUCGCCGCCAUUUGAAUACGGAUCGUUACAAGAAUCACACGCGAACGAGAACGAUCGAACGUGUAAUAAAUACAUUUAAAAUGUCACUAUCAAAACCCGCACAAUAUUUGGAAUUUAAUAAAAGGAAAGCGGACACAUCAGUUUGGAACCAUUUUCUUAGGGCGGAAGAUGGGCAAUCCGGUAAAUGCAAAUUAUGCUUUAAAAUUUUAAAAUGCCACGGUGGUGCGACAACAGGUUUGCAUGUACAUUUGAAAUCUACCCACGCUAUUGAUCUGAAAGAGAAAAAAAACCUUUUGCUGUCUCAAUCAGAAACUCAAUGUAGUACUUCCGUUACUCCUAGCACCAGCAACAGCAUGCCCAGAGCAGCAAAAAAGCUUAAAAUGAUCACUGCCUUUUUUGACACAUCUCUAGAGCUGGCUGUAAAAGUGUCAAGGAUGGCCGCUCUUGAUGGCAUUCCUUUCAGUAAAUUUUGCACAUCUGAAGACCUUCGAGAUCUUUUCCACAAAUGUGGAUAUAAUUUGCCGGCGUCUGGUAGCGCUAUAAGAGACAUUGUACUUAAUCAGCACAAAUUCUUAAAAAAACAACUCCGACAGCAAAUUUCACAAGAUAAAACAAGACGAUAUUCUGUAUCGCUUGAUGAGUAUACAUCAAUCCGCAAUAGACGUUACAUGAAUGUUAAUUUACACUCCGAUAAAUUUAAGGAUAACUUCAAAAAUCUCGGCCUUGUGAGAAUUGUAGGCAGUAUGCCUGCAAUAACAGCAUACCAUUACUUGAAACAACAUCUUAAAGAAUUUGCUGUUGAUUUGGACAAAGACGUUGUUUGCUUAACAUCUGAUGGGGCUGCAGUUAUGGUUAAAAUGGGGCGAUAUUACAAGGGCUACCAUCAAAUUUGUCUGGCUCAUGGCUUACAGUUAGGAGUGAUUGAUGUCUUAUAUAAAAAAGAAAACAGUGAAUAUAAUGAAAGAGGUGAUACUGAAACGAGACAGGAGGAUUUUGUGGCCAUGGAUAUAACUGAUAUUGUUGAUAUAUCUGCUUCUGAAUAUGUAGAAAAUGAAGAUCAGAUAUUAGAAGAUAAUGACGAUGAAGAUGACGAAGAAAUUGGAGGUUUUGAGAUUGAAGGGGCCUCUGUACAGCAAGAAAUGGAAAAAAGACAAUUAAACUUUGAAAAUGUUAUUGAAAAGAUUAGAAAGCUGGUCAGGUCAGUACGAAAAUCAAGCUUAAAAAAUGAAGCCAUACAAAAAUACGUAGUAGCAGAAUAUGGAAAAGAACUGAACCUCAUUCUUGAUUGUAAAACUAGAUGGUCAAGUUUAAGCGAUAUGAUUGAAAGGUUUUUAAAGCUCAGGUCUGCUAUCACCAAAGGAUUUCUAGACUUAGACAUAGUAGUGCCUGUCAAUGAAGAAGCAGUAGCAGUACUUAAAGCUUUACACGAAAGUCUUCAUGUCGUUAAGAUAACUGUAGAGUCGCUUUGUCAGAGAGACGCUGAUUUGAUGACGGCCGAUACAGCUCUUAAAUUCAUGUUAAAGUCUUUAGAUAGUAACCAAAACGGUAACAUUAGCAAAAAUCUGGCACAAAGCCUUAGGAACCGCAUUAAGGAAAGACGUCUCCCUAUAGCAUCUGUUUUGGUGUAUCUUUACGAUUCAGAAGAUUAUCACGAAGACAACUUUGACCGUGAGACAUUUUCUAAACCGACAAGCAACGAAAUGUUAGAAGAAAUUGUGAAAAUAAUUAAAAGGUUGGACGAUUCACUAAGCCCGGAAGAAGAAAACUGUGAGAAGUCUGCUGAAGAAAACGUGAAUGAAGAAGCACAAGGAAUGAGUAUGAAACAAAAAUUACAAGAAACUAUUCAGAGACGAAGAGUUACUAUGAAAAGUAAAAAGAAAACAACAAAUAUUGAUCUGGAAAGUUUGCUAAGAGUUGAAAUGGCGGUAUUUGAAAACGGCGGCGGAAGAGGUCAAUAUCUGACUAAAUGUUUCGAAUAUUUAAAAACAAUUCCACCUACCAGUGUGGAGGCUGAACGCGCGUUUUCAGCAGUUUCAAACGUUUGUAGCCGUGUGAGAAGUUCGUUGAAAGACAACAGUUUAGAUGCACUAACUUUUUUAAAAUUUCAUUACCAACAGAAGUCUAUCUGAGCUGUGGGUAAUUUUUAUUUAAUUAGUAAUUUUAUUAAAGUAAAUAGCUCUUUUAAUGGUUUUUUAUUUCUACUUAUAACAAUAGCCCUUAGUUUCAUUAUAAUAUAGUUGUAUGCCAUUUUAGAAGGAAGCUUCAAA
Messenger RNA from Amyelois transitella, 3324 nucleotides. RefSeq lists its product as uncharacterized. The coding region runs from base 1 to 3186 and encodes 1061 amino acids. Gene Ontology annotation, molecular function: DNA binding; protein dimerization activity. The transcript is spliced from 7 exons. The record is from RefSeq and is a predicted model, not a curated record. Lineage: Eukaryota; Metazoa; Arthropoda; Insecta; Lepidoptera; Pyralidae.